AUGAGUGCUUUACAUCUCUCCCCAAAAACACCCAAGAGUUUUCCAAGUCGGCAGUGUUCUCUUACUAAAGAGCAUGAUGUCUUAAAGGAAAAUGGACUCUUUGAUAGUUUACCGGUAGGGAUGUUAGAUGCUUAUGUUUCUCUGUAAAAUUGUGAAUCAGCUUUCUUCUGUACUCAUUGUUGCUAAUUCAUUAUAAGAUAGAGAAGGCAUGUGUUGUAGUGCAUUGCUCAGCAAUGAUGGCAUUUUUCUUUUUUUGUCAAAUACAACUUAUCAGAAACAUCUGAAAAUAUUAGUACUUUCUAUAAUUGCCUUGUGUGUGGUUUAAGUGUGUCAGCAUAAACAUGAAUCUUAGACCAAUCAGAGCACAGGAAUAUUAUUAUACAGUCCCCAGUUGUUCAAACGUUGGAUAGCACUAUCCACCAGAUAAAUCUCUAUCCAAAGAGAUUUAUCUGGUGGAUAGCGCUAUCCAGCCUUUGAACAACUGAGGCCUGGUCAUUUAUAUAUUCUACUGUAUUAAUUGAUGCUUUUGAUCGUUAAUAGAGUGAGUUGAUACAGUACAUCUUCUCUUUUCUGGAGUUAAUAGACCUCAUUAGAGCUGCUGGCACCUGUAGGUAAGAAUGUUUUAUUACCUUGUCACCGUAGUGUAACAUACGAUGUAGUUUCAUUAAUUUUAGAGAAGCAAAGUUCUUUGGGGGUGAACAACACCACAAAGUUUUCACCUUUUGCAACUCAAUAGCAUCAAUUUUUAUAACAUGUCCUUGAUUUAGUUGAAACAAGUAUUUCAUGCAGGAAAUCCAGUAAAAUAUUGAAUUGUAAUAAUUGACAUUGGUGUUACAGUGGUUUUGCAUGAAAUUAUCCCAACUUAAGUCUUGUAUGUCCUGGGGUAUGGAGUGGUAACAUAGGUUUAGGGUUUAACCAAAUGACACCUGAAAUGGCAGCCUGAAACUACCCAUGAAAAAAAACAAUCCUUGUAUUUAUGACAUCAUCAGCUUUAAUUUUAAAGAUAAUUUCUUGCUUGUUCUUUGUUGCAAUGGUGACAGUUGGGAUGUUUCAUUGUUUUAUUUGUAACUUGUUUAUGUGGUUUAAUACUACAGGUUGUUUUUUCAACAUUGCUAUGACCAAGUAUGGUACAAGGAACUGGAUUUGAAGCCUUAUUGGAGCCUGGUAUGUACAUGUUUUUCUCCAAGUUUUAAUGUGGCCAAAUAUCAUUUAGGAAAAGUUAAACUCGAGUGAGUUGGCCAGCGUUCAUCUCCCACUCCAGUACGUGACCUAUGGGGUGGUCCUCAGGGAAUUGCAGGGCUCCUUGUGUGCUCUUUUGCUAGUGUUGCGUUGCAUUGUAGCUUUGCUUGCUGAUUGUUGCACAUCAAUUUUUGCCUUCUUAUGAAUCAUUGCCGAUUCUUGCUCCCUCUCUUCCCUCCCAGCUUGGUGCUUUCAUUAGUAUUUUCUCAGGUAAGUAUUCUCUUAAGUAAGUACCUCCACUAAAUUUCAUUCAGUUUAACGGUGCUGGUUAGUGGCUGCUCUUGGGGUGGUUCCUGCUUCCAGGGUUGCUAUGGAUACCUCCUCUCUGCUUAUUGCAUUUGGCCCCCCACUAACCUUUAAGGCACCUGGUCCCAAGCUCAUCAUUAGCAAUAAGUUUAAUUGAAAGAUACAGGAGACUGAUGUCAGUGAUUUAUGUGCAAAUAAUGCAGGAGCUGGCUACUCUAUAAAUAUAAAUACUUAUACCGAACAAGAAUUAUCGACAUUCAGUAUAAUGUAACUUUGAGCUCAUUCUAAAUCUAGCAAGACAUAGUGUGUUUAUCUGCUGGUAAAUCACAAACUAGAAUUCUUCAACCCUUUUAGUAUUUAUUCUGUGUCCUCUGCAUUCAACUUUUGACUUUUGUAAAAAUAACAGCAAAUGUUUUAUCAGUAGUGCGACUAAUAGUUUUGUAGGUCUGCACUCAGUGACUGAAAUGUUGUGUUCUUUGUAUCAGAUAACAAGUGAAGUCCUUGAUUCUUUACACACUCGUUGUUCAUCAACAGAGAAGCUUGACUUGUCAUGGUCAGGUCCCUAUGAGGCCAUCAGUAGUGACUCAAUUAUCAGGUAAACUUUGCCAGGUCUUUUACUUCUCACAUAAUGAUGAGUUAGUUUGAUAACAACAACAAAUAUGAAAUUGCAACUUGGAUGAUGAGCAUUUUUGAAGAGUUAAGUGAAAUUUAUUUAGACUAUGCUGUGUCAUUUCCUCUACAAAUGGAAGGAUGAUUGUGUUUAGUGACACAAAGGAAAAAGUAGACUGACUGUGCUUGGGCGAGUCAAUGUGAUGCAACAUUUUAAUGCAGCAUUGAAAGACAAAAUAAUGGUCUCAGCAUAGCCUGUAAGCAAGCUAUCCAUUUGGGAAUUGCCAGAAGUGAAGUGUCACACACAAACUUCAAGGGUAGCGAGGUGCAAGGACAACCUCUUCAUGUGACCUGCAACUCUCUCCCUCAUGACUUCUCAGUAAUGAGUUUGCGUCAGCUUGGGCUCAUCCUCGCCCUCAAAUACUGAGACUCUUUGAGCCAGUUGUUUAGUCAGUAAAAGAUGCCCUGUUACGUAACAGGACCCUUGCUAAAAGGCCUAUCGGAAUACAAGAUUCAAAAGAAAAUAUCAUUUGAUCAUUUUAACAGAUUCCUACAGCACUGUGGAAGUAACCUUGUCUGUCUGAGACUGAGCUGUUGUCAAUACGUGGACAAUGAUGUGAUAAAACAUCUAGGCCAAUAUUGUCCAAACUUAGAAGGUUUGUCAUUUCGCACAAUAUCAAGGAAUCAAAAACACGCCUCCUUUUCUGUUGAUCGCACAUCUUUUUGUGUCCACACCAUUAUUUGAGACCUUUGCUGAUUGUUGUCUUGAAGAGAUUAGUGAGGACUUGGUUUGUUCUGUUCAAAAAAAAACUGUUUUGUCUGUUUGUUUGUUUGUUUGUUUGUUUGUUUUAUUGCCAUCUAAUUUAAUAAAUUAGAUCCUGGAGUUGAAAUUCAAUGCCUCAGGUUCUUUAACUGAAAACCAUAAUAAUUUUAUAUAGAAAUGAUUUGUCAUGUAUAGGUUUAGGGGAGUUUUUAUGGAGACUUAAUUGUUGUAAUAUAAGUAGAAGUUGCCAAAAAGCAAGAAAAUUAAUUCAUACAAACAAACGUGUUUAAGAGUGCGUCUCUGUGAAUCAACCGAUGAUUAUUAAUUUUUUGGAACACAUUUUCUUCAGCGACUUUCCCAGAGAUGUGUUCCAAAGUCGUUAAUUAUAUCAUCGUGGAAGUACUUGAUAAAACAUUACCUCGGUUUUGGAAAUCAAUUAAUUUCACCGCCUGCUCAUUCUCAUUCCCAAUCCCUUACUCAUGUAAGUAGCCAUUGAAGUCUUCUUUUUAAUCUUACAUAGAGGACUGCAGGGAUGCCCUGGCCCUUAGUGUCGAUGUAAUACCCUAGCUGUUGUACCUCUUAAUACUUAGUUGUCUCAACCCUUUUUGUUUUAUUAGAACUUGAUCUUCAAUCUUGCAAUUCAAACUCACUGACAAGAGAAGGUUUGUUGAGGCUUCAAGACUUGAAGAAAUUACAAAGAAUAAAUCUUUAUAGAGUCAAGGUCCAAGAUGAUGUAGUGGAACAACUGAUUCAGUAGGUACAAACUGUGUGUACAGUGUAGUAGUCAUCAUACUACAGUAAGGUCUCGUGCAUCAGCCAGUACUGGAUAUACGAAACUUGUUGUCUUUAGUGGUCUUACCUGUCUAAAAACCAUUACUUUAAGUCUCUGGGCAGAUCAGCUAUUGGAGUCGCAUAACGUUAAUAGUUUCAGUUUCAGUUUCAGUUUCAGUUUAUUGUUUUGCCAUAAGUUGUACAAAAGCAAGGAAUUUAAUUAUUAUUUUAAACUCUCAUGGUGAGGAAGCCCAAGAGAAGCCAUGGGCUUAUAAGGAAUAGGCUCCCUCAGUGAAAUAAUAAGAACAAAAUAUUAUCUUAAUAGUUAGAUUUAAGUGAAGAAUCGCAAGUUUUGAAGCUCUUAACUUGUGGACAGUUGCUCCUCUUCUAGUGUAUUCAUGUCGUGUUUUUUCAUUAGGGGAGGAGAGUGGCUAGCUGGUGGUCACAUUUUUUCAAACCAACCACAUAUCAUCUACUGUUUUCUUUACGUAGUUUUUCAUGAGAAUGUUUUAUUGUUUAAACGUUAGAACCAGUUUCAACUUGUUUCCAUUUUAGUUCUGCAAAGAACCUUCGGCACCUCAACCUUGGUGGCUGUGAUGUUGUAAUGGAAUGUGACCUGUUGAUGCAAUCACUUAGUGUUCACUGCAGGUAAGUGAAAAAACAUAUUGCUUUUGUGCUUUAUGUUUUAUGUGACAUCAUUGUUCUUGCAUUUAUCACCCAUACUAUCACCAUUAUGAGGCAUCUUAAUCACCACCACCACUAUCAUCAUCAUCAUCAUCAUUUUUUACCCUUUAACUUCCUUUUACGACAUCUCUUACAUGUUAGAAUUGGAAUUAGUUGUAGAUUGGGCCCACAAUGUAAACUAAGUGGACUAACCAGUAAUUGUGUAAGCCAGUAAAGUUUUACUUUUAUUUUUAUUUUUUUCAUCAUCAUUAUUACCAUCAUCAUCAUCAUUGUCAUCAUCGUCAUCAUCGUCAUCAUCAUCAUCAUCAUCAUCAUCAUCGACAUCAUGAUCAUCAUGAUCAUCAUCGACAUCAUGAUCAUCAUCCUUGUCACUGUCGGCAUCAUUAUCAUUGUUAUCACUAUCCUAAUUGUUAUUACAAUUUGUAAUUAUUUCUUUGUCAUCACUAUCAUUGAAGCAUCACCACUACCCUCAUUAUCAUUUUCAUUAUCAGCAUUGUUAUUACCAUUGCUACCAUAAGGUUCAACAUCGUCAUCAUCCUGUCUAUCAUCGUCAUUAUCAUUAUUAUUGUCUUUAUCGCAGGUGUCAGAUCCAUCAUCAUCAUCAUCAUCACUAUCUCAUCAUUGUAUGCCUUAUCAUUGUCAUCAUCAUUAUAAUCACUGUCCAGAAUAACCUAGAGGGGCAAAGAUUUGCACAGUUGGUUAGCACGUUCUGUGCCAGAGGUUUCGAGUUCCAUCCCCUGGUGUGACUUCAAAUCCUUGUUUGGACUUUCCUUUCCUUGUUAAAUAACAUUGUUCGAGAAGGGGGGAGGUAAAGUGAACGCACCAUACUGACAUAAAAUAAGGAAUGCAUAGUUUGUCGCUUGUCAUGAUAAAUUUAGAAAUUGUCCACAAAUACUGACUUUCCGUUAAUUUGUUUUUCUGUAUUAAGAGGCCUAGUAUCGCUGGAUUUGUGGCGGAAUAAAGGACUGACUGGCAAAGGAGUUAGGUGUUUAGCUGAUGGCUGCUCUUUACUGGAAGAGCUUGAUAUUGGCUGGUGGUGAGUUAAACUUCUGAACUGCACUUAUGAGAUCAUAUGUGCUCCUAGGUGCUAAGUGUUUAAGUAAAUUUGCUUGGUUGAUUGUACCUACAUGUAGAGGGCAUUGGUGGGGAGGGGUGGGGGUAGGAAAGUUUUUCUAGAAAGUGUAAGUUUAGGUCUUCUGUGUUAUUUAUUUUUAUUUAUCCUGCCUAUUUGCAGUACAAAUGUGACUUCUGCCCCUGAAUGCGUGGUCUAUUUGACAUCCAAAUGCAAAAAACUCAGGAAGCUUUUUCUCACAGCUCUAAGGUAAGGCAUGCUAGACAUUUAAACAGUUAGAUAUGACCCCCUCCCCCCUCCCCCCAAAAAAUGCUGCUAGAAGGGUGUUAGAAGGCAUACAAGAGAUAGUGUUGUAUGCUAUUAGAAUAGUUAAGCGCAGGGUUCCAUAAAUUACAAAGACUAUUCAUUUCUAUUCAUUCCAUGUAAGAUUUACAUUUAGUAUAUACACACUCAGUGAUCUUGGUGAUUUAAGCAAUCUGCUUGGUUCGCUAUCUCGGACUAUUCAACAAUAUUCACCUCCUAGCGAGUGGAUAAUGUGUGAGCUCGGUGUUUUCCCCAUUUUUUUAGAGAACGAUCUUUCAAAAGUCGACAAAAUCCUAGAGCUGACUUUUUUAAGGCAAGAAAAGACUUGGAAGGAUUCAUUACGGCGUUUUUCAAUUUACUGUAGCUGAGUUUUGUGCUCGAUGGAUUGUUUACAACUCCCUUGUAUUCGCGUAGAAGAAGCCGUUUCGUGAACUCAGCGUUUUCUAGCAGGAAAAUUUUGGCUCAAAAAUCGAAGUUUAUUUAUGACAAACAAAUUUAAAAGGAAAUGUUUGCAGAAAUUCUACGUUUCAAGUAAACAGGAAAAAGAAUGAUACAGGAAGACGACGUCUUACCUCGAGCAAUACGCGUGAUUUGAUCUGUCAAUCAAAUCGUACUUUUUAAUGGUUUCCUCUCUGAUUUUGUUGAGAUCACUUCGUGUGUAUAUACUAAAACAAUUAUUCUUUUCAAUCUCGGUGAAUAGUGACUUUGGGAAUUAGUCUAAAUAUUUACCUCGACGCUUUCGCGGCUCGGUAAAUAUUUCGCCACUAUUCACCUCGAUUUCAAAGAAUAAUUGUUAAAUGUAGAUUAUUAUUAGUUGUUAGCAGUAUUAGUAUUAUUAUUAGUAUUAGUAUUAUUAUUAUUAUUAUUAUUAUUAUUAUUAUUAUUAUUAUUAUUAUUAUUAUUAUUAUUAUUACUAUGUCCAUUCCUUGUAGACUCAGACAGGAUGUUCAGCCUGGUUUAUAGUCCUUGGGAGCGGGUUACAACAAGUCACCACAGGACCCAGGUCUCUCUUUUCCUUCUUCUUACAGGGACAGUACUUUCCUUAGUAUCUUUGCUGUCCCCAACAGUGCUGUUUUCUGGAUAACUUCCAACCUCCAACAACCAACUUCCAACACUACGUUCACGCCGAUUCGCUUCAUAUACUCCUUAAAGUUAUCAUUUUUAUUACUAUUAUUAUCAUCAUUAUAAUUUACUUGCAAUGUGCUCCCCAUUCCUGUCAGCAAUUAUUUAGGAAUUAGCACGAGAGGGCAAACUAGAAGAGGAGGUUAUUUCAAGACUGAUGGUAUAAAUACUAUUGUGGAUUGUAGGUCUGUCAAUGAUGAUAUUAUAAAUGCAUUAGCAAACAACUGUCCUGAUAUCGAGCAGGUAGACGUUCUUGGUACCGGAUUAAUUCAUGCUGAGUCAAUCAUGAGGUAAAAUCAAUGCUGGCUGUGACCUUGUCAUUUUACUUACAGCUAAUAAGCAAUACUACACACAAUAUGUUACUGAUCAAUCGCUUUUAUUUCACUGGUCACACUAUACGAUUUUUAUGUUAACAUGAAAAAAAAAUUCAUUUGAACACCGUAAUUAACAGAAGACAUGAAAAGUACUUUCAGUACUACAGGAAAGUGCUGCUCAGUAGCUUUCAUUUGAAUAGUUACCCAUCAGGAUUUCAUCCAUAGACUCAAAAGUUAGAAUCACAUUGUACAGUAUAAUAAACAGUACCACGAGAAAGUAGUGCUGCUUUCAUUUAAAUGGUUACCCAUCCACAGACUCGCAAGUGAGACCACCACGUACAGGUACUUAAUUUUCAGAACACACUACUCAUUGCUUUGGUCUCACUUAAGGCUAAACCAUAUUCUUCAGUUCUCGUUAGGGAACAGGAACUAGUUUACAGACGAAGCGAAAACGGGGAACUACAGGGUAAUUAACAAUCGUCUGCAAAAUCAAGGUGUAUAUUACCUUCGUUGAUUUAUGUUUACCGGAUUUUUGUUGUUUGUUUUCGCAGACUGCUAAGACAAUGCAAGCAUCUGAAACUUCUUGACGUGUCUUUCUGCUCGCAGUUAACAGUUGAAAUCGUUGAAGGGUUGCAAGAAAUGUAUCCAGCGGUCUCAAUCAAAAAAAGCUUUAUUGUUGAAGAAUCUGCUACAUAA
Messenger RNA from Porites evermanni, 7819 nucleotides. NCBI's taxonomy places the organism in Eukaryota, Metazoa, Cnidaria, Anthozoa, Scleractinia, Poritidae. The record is from the annotation of a GenBank genome assembly.